This is a messenger RNA of Paracoccidioides brasiliensis Pb18, 1593 nucleotides long. RefSeq names its product signal recognition particle protein SRP54. Gene Ontology annotation, biological process: SRP-dependent cotranslational protein targeting to membrane, translocation; SRP-dependent cotranslational protein targeting to membrane. Gene Ontology annotation, cellular component: signal recognition particle, endoplasmic reticulum targeting; cytosol. The transcript has 2 exons. Bases 1 to 1593 code for a protein of 530 amino acids. Gene Ontology annotation, molecular function: GTPase activity; ATP hydrolysis activity; GTP binding. The record is from RefSeq and is a predicted model, not a curated record.
AUGGUCCUUCAAGAUCUCGGGCGGCGUAUAAACGCCGCCGUCAACGACCUUACAAGGUCAAGCAAUAUCGAUGAACAGGCCUUUGAUGCUAUGAUCAAAGAGAUAUGUGCCGCCCUCCUCUCCGCCGACGUCAACGUUCGCCUCGUCCAGUCUCUCCGCAAAUCCAUCAAAUCCUCCGUGCAAUUCUCCUCCCUCCCGCCCGCCGUAAAUAAAAAGCGCCUAAUACAAAAAACUGUUUUCGACCAACUGGUGGCUCUGGUGGACCCGCACUGUGAGCCGUUCAAGCCGAAGAAGGGAAGAUCAAAUGUCAUCAUGUUCGUUGGUCUGCAGGGUGCGGGUAAAACGACAACGUGUACGAAGCUGGCUCGACAUUACCAAACUCGCGGUUUCAGAGCGGCUCUUGUUUGCGCAGAUACUUUCCGUGCCGGCGCUUUCGAUCAACUUAAGCAGAAUGCAACCAAGGCAAAGAUCCCCUACUACGGCAGCUUAACGCAGACAGAUCCCGUUGUCGUUGCUGCAGAGGGAGUAGCCAAGUUUAAGAAGGAGCGUUUCGAUAUCAUCAUUGUCGAUACGAGUGGUAGGCAUAAGCAGGAAGCGGAUCUGUUCGCAGAAAUGACCCAGAUCCAGACGGCGAUAAAACCAGAUCAAACCAUCUUGGUUCUGGACGGCACCAUCGGACAGGCUGCUGAGAUCCAGUCAUCUGCAUUCAAAGCUACGGCAGAUUUUGGCGCUAUAAUCAUCACCAAAACGGACGGUGCCGCAGCCGGUGGAGGUGCCAUUUCCGCCGUCGCCGCAACCCAUACACCCAUCAUUUUCCUAGGAACGGGAGAGCACAUGCUGGACCUCGAACGAUUCGCUCCAAAACCUUUCAUCCAAAAACUCCUGGGGAUGGGCGACAUGGCUGGCUUAGUCGAACAUGUUCAAGCGGUGACAAAGGACUCCGCAACUGCCAAAGAAACUUACAAACACAUCACAGCUGGUAUCUUCACCCUCCGCGACUUUCGCGAAAAUAUCACCUCCAUAAUGAAAAUGGGACCUCUAUCAAAGAUCUCAAGCAUGAUUCCCGGCCUAUCAAACAUCACGUCUGGUUUGGACGACGAAGACGGCUCCCUCAAACUCCGCCGCAUGAUCUACAUCUUCGACAGCAUGACCGCCGCAGAACUCGAUGGCGACGGCAAGGUAUUCAUCGACCAACCUUCCCGCAUCGUCCGUGUUGCAUGUGGCAGCGGCACCACCGUCCGGGAAGUUGAGGACCUCCUCUCCCAACACAAGAUGAUGGCGGGAAUGGCGAAGAGGGUUGGUGGACAGAAGAAACAGAUGCAGCGUGCACAGAGUAUGCUUAAAGGCGGCAAUAAAGAGCAGCAGAUGGCUGCUAUGCAGAAGCGUAUCGCGGCUAUGGGUGGUGCGGGUGGUAUGCCUGGGAUGGGAGGUAUGGGUGAUAUGGCGAAGAUGAUGCAGAUGUUGCAGGGUGGUGGGGGCCCUGGCGGUGCAGGCGGUGGAGGGAUGCCUGGACUGGGAGGAAUGGAUUUGAAAAGUAUGAUGAGCCAGAUGAGUGGGUUGAUGGGAGGAGGUGGGAGGGGAAGGGGAAGAUAA